This is a messenger RNA of Trichoderma breve, 2517 nucleotides long. RefSeq names its product CRT10 domain-containing protein. Lineage: Eukaryota; Fungi; Ascomycota; Sordariomycetes; Hypocreales; Hypocreaceae. The record is from RefSeq and is a predicted model, not a curated record. Bases 1 to 2517 code for a protein of 838 amino acids. The transcript has 4 exons.
AUGGAUCGCCCAUCGAAGAAAUCGCCGACCCCUAGCCCUCGCACCCUGUCAGUAGGAAGAUGCUAUACACAAACAGCGACGGACAGGUUUGGCAAUGAAGCCAAGGGCGCGAUCCGGGAUCGAGAGCGAACUUCACUGGGGAUGGAGCCAGAGGGCCUUGAAUCGCCAUUUGCUUGGCCAUCCACCCAGCAAACUUUUCUUCCGGGUCUCGAGGAAGACAGGCGCCGUCCCAAAGACUCGAUAUAUCGGCUCGUCCCAAGCAUGCAGAACUAUCGAAACAAUUUGACGGCAUUAUCGCAAGCUCACAAUCUCUACUUUGUCGCAUAUCAAGGUCAUAUAUUCGCCUACACUCCUCGAAGCAUUCCGAAACAAACGAUUCCCCGAGACCCCGACCUCCAAAUUUACCCUAGGCCAAGUAAAGAAGCUCUUUCUAUUGGUGGUUAUAUCGAUCCUGAUACUCCGCAUAUCAUCAAUCACAUUAUUACGGGCUACCUCGGGAGAGAAGAGAUUCUAGUCGCUUGCUACGAUGAUGGAGAUGUGGUUGCGUACUAUGUCAAGGAGAUUGCAGAUUCAAUUUCCAGAACCAAGAGAAGCGCUGGGAAAGCGCACGCCCAUCGUCAGCCGAGACGCUUCUUUCAGGAGAAUGUCGGCCAUACGGCUUGGGGGCUGGCCAUCCAUCGCAAGUCUCGCCUUAUAGCUGUGAGCUCGAAUCGAUACGAGGUGACGGUUUUUGCUUUUGCCCUCACCACAUGUCAGAAGAAAUCAAAAAGAAUACGAGAAUUCUGCGAUUGCUGCCAGAGCAGCGGCAAUACCCAAUCAAGUAUUCCUAGGAGGGCACGCAACUGGAGGAUCGUGGUGGCUUUUGGGGCUGAAGCGUCCAACAUCCCCAACAUCUGCUUCGCCGAUAGCGAGGACGGCCAGGCUGAGAAGAUAUGCGCAGUAGAUAUCAAUGGGGUCAUCUGGAUAGCAGAUAUAUGGAGAAUUUCCCAGCCUGUAGUCCAGAUUCCGCCAUCUAAACAUCUUAUACUGCAGAGUGAAGAAUUCUGGCCAGCACCAUCACGGGGAUGGGGUGUACUGGCUCUUUCUGAAGAAUCCUUUGUGCCAGUCAACACUCUCGAGGAGAUGCUUGGGUUACCCGAGGAGGCGCUCAGCAUCUUCCAGCCGGGAUCGGGAUGCUUGCAGCCGAUGGUGAAUGUGGCAGAAUGCCUCGCAGCCAUCCCGGACAACCCAUGCCCUCCUCCCAUGCUUGGAGCCAGGGCGGGUCAGUUUUUCCCCAACGUUCUGAACAUGUUUCAUAACCAAUCUUUACAAUCUCUCGUAGGCGAUGCCAUUGCUCCCAAUCUCAUGGGCGAGCACAGCGACGAAAGUGAGGUCGAACAAGAAGAGCUAGAAAAUGACAGCGACGAGUCGGAUGAGGAGGAUGAGGAGGAUGAAGAGGAUAGCGGCGAGAUGGGCCAGGAAACCGAAGCAGAAGAUGCCCAACAAGAUAUUGCCGCCCAAGGAAUUCCUGAAAUCGUUGCCGCAGACCACGGCGGCAGCGCAGUGCUCUUUCCACAUCCACCGGCAGGACUGCAGUUCCAACAAGACCAAGCGCUACACGAUAUAGAUGAAAUACUCGGACAGCUUGCGUACGCUGUACAGGAAUUCCAAGAAGCUAUCUCUUCCCCGGACACUCCUGAACCGGCAUUGACCCAGGCAAAGGAUUCACCGAUGGAUCAAGACACUGUCAUGUCAGUGGAUGAAAGGCGAAAGAGUUCCAAUGUCACGACUUUGAGACGGCGCAGUCAUAACCGACUUAGUACACCUCCUACUCGACUCGACAUGGCAUUUUUUCCUCAUAGCGGGAUGAUUCAAGUCAUCCCUAGACACCCAACACAGCUUGUUGAAUUCUUAAGGAGGAAGAUUGAGUUCAAUGAAAACAAGGAAGAUGACAACAAGGACCCAGCAGCGGAAGACCGCCUCAAAAGAUUUACCAAGCGAUACCAUUUUAUUCGAACAUUGGAAAAGGACCUGGAGCUCAGGAGUCUUCGAGAAGAGCAUGACACACGCUCAAAAGAAAUUGGGGUUCUGUGCCCCGACGCCGUCACGUUUAGUUGGUUUCAGGAACGAAGCAUAAGACCCUAUUUCCGCGCAACCAGCCGCUUGAGCAUGGUCUUUCACAUCCCUGAGCUCUCUCUCGUUGUAGUGGGGUCGCCUACUGGGCGGGUUCUUUGUGUUACUCCGACGAAACUCAGGUCUCCUGUUGCGUCGAAGACAUCGGGGAUGUGGCAUCAUGGGCUUCGGGUAGAAUGCAUUCUGCCUCGAUCAUCAGAAGAGGAGGCAUGCCGACCAGUGUUACGACCAUUGCACGGGCUUGCGGUUGGGCCUGUACAGGACGACGACCGUAUGUAUGGCGACAGAACGAGCCGGGCAACGGCACCAAAGCGGUAUAGAUUAAUGCUGCAUUAUCGGAAUCACGAUAUCCUUACGUACGAAGUGACGAGGAAAGAACAAACUGGGAGACUUUGCAUCUUUUGA